AUGGUCUCUCCUUCAAUUCUAUAUGCAACAUUAGUUGCCUGUCUAGUUCCCAGAGAUUCCCCCUGCUCAUCCCAAUACAAGCUGACCUGCAAAGGGUCCUUGAAACCAUUUCUGAGAAAAAGCAGUAUUGUCUCAGCCUAUCCUCCUUCUUUUUCAUUAGUAAAAGAUGGCAGCAGCGGCGGUGGCAGGGCGGGUGAUGGCACCCUAGGAGCCUGCCGGGCCCGUGCCACGCUGGGCCGGGCUGCGAGCAGCACCACCGGUACCGAGGCAGUGCUGCGGGAGCAGCUGAGGCAGCACCAAGUGACAGAGGGACCCCUGGAACGCACCGUGGGCCCGGAGGAGGAGGGAGAGGACAAAGAAUGGUGGCAGCAGGAGCGGAUGGCAGCCGCUCGCCACUUGGUCCUGCGUCUGGUGGGGCUGCUGGGUGCUGGGACCGGUGUGGCAUUCAUCUACAUCUUCAGCAGCAAUGUGGUGGACGAGCACAGGACCAAGAUCCCUGAUGAGUUGGAUGAUGACCCCAUGGACAUCCAGCAGCACCGCAGGAUGUACAAGUACUUCAAGGACCACAGGCAGAUGAUCAUCAAGCCCGCCAGCCCCAAACUGCUGCCGGGCCCCCUGCAUGAAACCUACUACCAGUCCCCCUACACCCUUAUUAUUGAGUUCACUGACAUCCUGCUGCACCCCGAGUGGUCGUUCGUCACCAGUUGGCACUUCAUGAAGCGCCCGGGCAUUGAGAGCCUCCUCCAACAACUCGCUCCCCUCCAUGAGAUUGUCAUCUUCACCUCCAAAACCGGCAUGACCACCUUCCCCCUCAAUGAUAGCAAAUACCCCCAUGUCUUCAUUUCCUACUGCCUCUUCUGUGAUGCCACCCACUACAUGGACAGGCACCACAACAAGGAUAUUUCCUGCCUCAACAGAGACCCCACCAAGGUGGUGGUGGUGGAUUACUGGAGAGAAGCUUUCUGCCUGCAGCCCUACAAUGGGCUGGCACUGCCUUGCUGGGAUGGCAGCUCCAAUAACCGCGUGCUCUACAACCUUACCACUUUCCUCAAAACCAUCGUCCUCAGCGGGGUGGAAUAUGUCCAGAAGGUGCUGGAGAAUUACACGCUGGAGGAGGAUCCAUUGGAGGCUUUUAAACGCCACCAGUCGCAGCUGGAGGAGGAGCAGCAGUGCCUGGCUGAGCUGGCACAGGCAAAGAAGCCGAAGGGGCUUUUUCUGGGCCGCCUGACUGGGUGCUUUUGGCUGUGCUCCAAGCAGCAGUGAUGUCAGCAUGACAUCAUCACCACGGCGCUGUGACUUCAUCACAAAGGUGAUGUGAUAUCACCG
Athene cunicularia (burrowing owl) is the source of this 1326-nucleotide messenger RNA. It is a transcript of the gene TIMM50, whose product is annotated as translocase of inner mitochondrial membrane 50. The record is from RefSeq and is a predicted model, not a curated record. The transcript has a single exon. Gene Ontology annotation, molecular function: phosphoprotein phosphatase activity. Bases 1 to 1263 code for a protein of 420 amino acids. Lineage: Eukaryota; Metazoa; Chordata; Aves; Strigiformes; Strigidae.